Messenger RNA from Penicillium vulpinum, 3225 nucleotides. Its product is annotated as ABC transporter integral membrane type 1. The transcript is spliced from 11 exons. Bases 1 to 3225 code for a protein of 1074 amino acids. Gene Ontology annotation, biological process: transmembrane transport. Gene Ontology annotation, molecular function: ATP hydrolysis activity; ABC-type transporter activity; ATP binding. Gene Ontology annotation, cellular component: membrane. The record is from RefSeq and is a predicted model, not a curated record. NCBI's taxonomy places the organism in Eukaryota, Fungi, Ascomycota, Eurotiomycetes, Eurotiales, Aspergillaceae.
AUGAUGCGGUCUGGCCUUAUAUCGAUGAUCUAUGACCAGACUAUCGACCUGACUGCGGCUGAUUUGACUGACUCCGCAGCUAUCACAUUAAUGGGCACUGAUGUGGAACGAAUAGUGGCUAAUUUGAAGAACUUGCAUGAGGCAUGGGCAUCCAUCAUAGAGUUAGGCAUUGGGAUUUGGUUGUUAGAGCGCGAGAUCGCGAUCGCCUGCUUUGUACCUCUCGUCAUCUCACUAGCAAUGGUCCCAGUGUCAAAAAGAUCUGGACAGGCGCAAAAACAAUGGAUUGAGCGAGUACAAAAGCGGCUUGCAGUGACAGCAAACACGUUAGGAAAUAUGAAGGCUGUACAAAUGCUCGGGUUGGGCAAUGUUAUCUUACCGUUGGUGUCACAUCUGCGUGAAAUCGAAGUGAAAACUUCUCUUACUUUCCGAAAGUUGCUGAUAUGGCAGGUUGCGCUCUCCAACUUGCCUGUUGUCCUCGCUCCCUUUGCUACAUUUACAAUUUACGCGAUAAUAUCCGUUGUACGACACGAUGGGUCAAUCCUUUCUGCUCAGGCAUUCACAUCCCUCGCUUUGAUUUCUCUUCUCACAAAUCCCCUACUCAUAUUUUGCCAAGCCAUGCCCUCACUCUGGCAGGCUGUCGCUUGCUUUGACAGGAUUGAAGCAUAUUGUGGGAAGGGGAGCUCUUUAUCUACAAAAUAUGAAGAGGAGGUUCAGCCAUUACUGACGCCCGAAAAAUACUAUCCAUUCUUGAUCUCAUUCCAAAAUGCAAACAUAGCCUGGUCCCCAGAAAAAGAACCUGUGCUUUGCAAUCUCACUGUUGAUAUCCCCCAGGGCAUUACUAUGCUCAUCGGUCCUGUCGGAUGCGGGAAGUCAACUCUGCUGGAGAGCAUUCUUAACCAGCACAUGGUGACAAAUGGUUCCAGAACAGCCUCAUUCUCAAGAGCGGCCUAUUGUCCACAGAUCCCAUGGAUCAGGAACGACACAAUUCGGAACAAUAUCAUCGGAUUCAUGGAAUUUGAUCAGACAUGGUAUGAUUUUACAUGCGCAGCGUGUGGCCUGCAAGACGACCUCGACACUCUUUCAGAUGGUGACAUGCAUCUGGCUGGAAGCAGCGGAAUCUCACUUAGUGGAGGCCAAAAGCAGCGAAUUGCGCUCGCCCGAGCAGUCUACUCUAGACUUGACGUGAUUAUUUUAGACAAUGUGUUCAGCGGGCUAGACUCGACGAGAAUUGCUCUUAUCACGGACCAGCUUUUUGGCAAAGACGGCCACUUUAAAAAACGGGGGAUAUCGGUUAUUCUCGUCAUGAGUACCUAUCAGUUGCUUGUGCAUGCGGAUCAAAUCCUGAUGAUGGACGAAGGAAAGGUUACAGCAUCGGGGUCAUACAAUGAGAUGCUUUCUAAGGAACCGAACAUUGUCUCAAAACUUCAGAAGCCAACGUCUGAUCCUCUUCUUGCAACGGCAGAGAUAUCAAAUUCUGGCCUCGCUGUUGUGCCAAAAAAAGCUCACACCAGAAUUUCUGUGGAAACAACCGACGAUAAAAAUAUCAUCCAUGUUAAGCGUCAAGGGAAUUGGCCCGUGUACAAAUACUACUUUCGGAGCGCAGGAUACGGUCUUCUGGUUUCGUUUUUGGCAUUCACUGUUGUUGAGGCUUUCUGUACCAGCUUUCAAGCGCUAUGGAUUCAAUGGUGGGUCGAGGCAAAUGAAGAGCAACCUAACAAGCAACUAGGGAUGUAUCUCGGUGUUUACGGCUUGAUACUUGGAUUGACAUUUUUGAGUCUCGUUGCUGGCUGCUGGUUGCUCUUCGUUCGAGCUCUCAAUAACACUUCGUUGAAUUUGCAUUCCGAUCUUCUCCAAACAGCGUUUAGGGCACCGAUCAGCCUCUACCAAAGUGUAGACACCGAUUUUGUUGAUGUUUUUAUCAAGAUUAUUAUUAUCUGUGCGAUGGGCAGAUAUCUGGCAGCCUCAAUCCCAUUUUUAGGGGUGGUUCUAUUCUUCCUUCAGUCAUAUUACCUGCGCACAUCCAGACAGGUCCGAUUGCUGGAUAUUGAAGCUAAGGCGCCUCUCUACACACAAUUUCUCGAGACAAUCCAGGGCAUAUCAAGCAUUCAAGCCUUUAACUGGGGCCCCCAGAUGCGAGAGAAAAGCCACAGCCUUCUAAACCGAUCGCAGCGACCUGUCUACAUGCUUUACAGUAUCCAGCAAUGGCUGAUUCUGGUUUUGGAUUUGGUCGUAGGGGCCAUCGCAGUCAUUUUGAUUGCCAUGAUCACAUCCCUGAGAGAUCAAUUCAAUGGAGCAUCCAUUGGGGUUGCACUUAACAUUCUACUGACACUCAAUCAAACUUUGGCGAAUGCUCUCAAGAUGUGGACCAUGACUGAAAUCUCUGUCGGGGCUGUAUCGCGCGUGAAACGCUUCAUAGAAGACACUCCCUCGGAAGAAAGCCGCGUGGGAUCUCUAAUUGCUCCUCAAUUGCCGCAUGUCUGGCCUUGCAGUGGUGCGGUGGAGCUCACGGACGUGACUGCUGGAUAUGACCAUUCAACCACUCCGGCGGUCCUCAAAAGCCUUACGAUAAGUAUCAAGCCUGGGGAGAAAAUUGCAGUUUGCGGACCAUCCGGAAGUGGAAAGACAUCACUUAUCAUGGCGAUACUGCAGAUGCUUGACCUUCAGUCUGGGCGUAUCAGCAUAGACGGUGAAGACCUCGCUGAGAUCUCGAGAAGCACAGUCCGAUCGCGUAUCAACGUUGUCCCCCAAGAUCCAUUUUUUAUGCCAGGCACCCUCCGGUUCAACCUUGAUCCUUGCCAGUCCGUGGUAGAUGCGGAACUGAUCCGUGCCGUCGAAAAGGUGGGCCUCUGGGAUCGAGUUCGUGCCAAAGGGGGUUUGGAUAUGGAGUUCUCUGCUGCGGACUGGUCGGUCGGGCAGCGGCAAUUGCUUGCCUUGUCUCGAGCCCUUGUAAAGAAGAGUGCCUUGUUGAUCUUGGAUGAGGCUACAAGCAGUGUCGAUUGGGAAACGGAGGCAAUCAUGCAGGAUAUCAUCGAGAAGGAAUUUUCUCAACAAACUAUCAUUGCGGUGGUGCAUCGGCUUCGUUAUAUUCAUUGGUUCGAUCGGGUGAUGUUGCUCAAGUAUGGGGAACUUGUGGAGUGCGAUAGAGCUGAAGUGUUGCUACAGAGAGAUUCGGAAUUACGGAAGCUAUAUUUGGCUUUCCAAGAGCUGCCUACUGAUGGUAUUUAG